AUGGCAAUGCUUAUGAAGGUGGCUUGUGUGGUGCUUGUGUUCAUGGUGGUGGUUGCACCCAAUGAGGUGGGUGCCCUAACUUGCGGUCAGAUUCAGGCUGGGUUGGCCCCAUGCCUGGGCUACCUGAGGGGAGGUAAUGUGGUGCCCCCGAAAUGCUGCGACGGGAUCAGGGCACUCAACAGCGAGGCUAAGACUACAGCAGAUCGCCAAGCCGCUUGCAGGUGCUUGCAGUCAGCUGCUAAAUCCAUCAGCGGUAUCAACCUUGGUAAAGCUGCUGGCCUCCCUGGCCGCUGUGGUGUGAAUAUUCCUUACAAGAUCAGCCCAAGCACAGACUGUUCUAAGGUGAAGUGA
Molecule: messenger RNA, 351 nt
Organism: Ilex paraguariensis (yerba mate)
Lineage: Eukaryota; Viridiplantae; Streptophyta; Magnoliopsida; Aquifoliales; Aquifoliaceae
Source: the annotation of a GenBank genome assembly